This is a messenger RNA of Rubroshorea leprosula, 2924 nucleotides long. Lineage: Eukaryota; Viridiplantae; Streptophyta; Magnoliopsida; Malvales; Dipterocarpaceae. The record is from the annotation of a GenBank genome assembly.
CCAAAGGCAAAGCAGUGACUUCAUUGUUUUCUUCUUCCUGUAUUGAUGUCGGUUUAUUGACUUUCUGAACCACCAAAGAAUUAUAAGAGCAUGAACUCAGGUUUUUUUAUUAACAGCAAAACAAUUUCAUUCAUGGAAAUUUCAGCUUAUUUGCUUGUUUUUACUUUCCUCCAAAUAUUCCUUCUUGCUCCAUGCACUGCCUCUGAUACUCUCAGGGAAGGUGAUUCGCUGCACGUUCAGAAACCAGGGGAUGUUCUGGCUUCUAAAAAUGGCGUCUUUAAUGCAGGGUUUUACAAAGUUGGAGAAAAUGCUUUCUGCUUCGCCAUAUGGUUCAAUGUUUCAUCCGAUCCCAAUCACAACGUUGUUUGGAUGGCCAACCGAGACCAACCCGUGAACGGCAAAGGCUCAAAGCUUUCCCUCUUGAGAAACGGCGGGCUUAUCUUGACCGACACCGGUGGAAAAACAGAGUGGAAUGUAGAAUCUGUUUCAGCUCACUCUGUUCAACUAAAUCUUCUCAACAAUGGCAAUCUUGCUCUUCAAACUCUGGACGGUAAAUCCACCCUCUGGGAAAGCUUUAAGUUCCCUACAGAUACACUUCUUCCUAAUCAAGAAUUCACCAAGGACACUAAUCUUAUCUCCUCAAGAAGCCGAUCCAACUAUUCUUCUGGUAAUUAUAAGUUCUACUUCGACAACGAUAAUGUCCUCCGCCUUCUUUAUCAAGUGUCAGACAUAACCAGUGUCUACUGGCCGCCGCCAUAUCUCCUUACUUGGGAAACAGGAAGUGAGAGGUCUACAUAUAACAGCAGCAGAGUUGCAAUACUGAAUUCUUCGGGUAACUUCAGGUCAUCCGAUAGUUUGUGGUUUCAGGCAGUGGAUUCCGGUGCAGCUCCAUUGAGAAGAUUAACCCUUGAUCCUGAUGGUAAUUUAAGGUUAUACAGUCUGGAAGAGACAGCUGGGACUUGGGUUGUUUCUUGGGAAGCCUUUGGAGAACCUUGCAAGAUUCAUGGCAUCUGUGGACAGAACAGCCUGUGCAAGUAUGAUCGAAUUCGGGGCACGACAUGUUCCUGCUUACCAGGAUUCAGGAUUAAGAAUCCCCAGGAUUGGUCUCAAGGCUGUGUACCAGAAUUCAAAAAUUCUUGCAACCAAAGCGAUGUUGGAUUUGUCAAACUUACUCAUGUUGAAUUCUAUGGCUUCGACGCAGAUUACAACGGCAAUGGUACCUUGCAGAAGUGUGAAGAAAAAUGCUUAAACUCGUGCGAGUGCAAAGGAUUCCAGUUUAAAUACGACCGUAAUUGUUACUUCAAGAUGUCGUUGAUUAAUGGAUAUCGUUCACCUGCAUUUGUGGGGGAUUUUUACUUGAAAUUGCCCAAGUCCAGUAUUAAAUCUGGAGAAAAUCUGGAUAACGAUUCAAGGUUGGCUUGUAUCGACAACCCAGAAGUUGUUACACUGAAUAGAACAUAUUCAAAAGGCAAACAAAAUGGAUCCUUGAAGUUUUUGGUUUGGUUCUCCAUUGUGGUGGGAGUUGUGGAGUUCAUAUUCAUUUUCUUGGUUUGGUGUAUUUUGUUUAGAAGUAAUGAAGAUAACAAAGCAACAGUGCCGGUAUACACACAGGUUGCAACUGGAUUCAGAAGAUACACUUAUUCCGAGCUUAAAAAGGCAACCAAUGGUUUUAGUGAAGAAAUAGGAAGAGGUGGUGCCGGAAUUGUGUACAAAGGAGAGUUGCCUGAUCACCGCGUUGCUGCAAUCAAGAGCCUUCACGAAGCUGGCCAAGGAGAAGCAGAGUUCCUCACAGAAGUAAGUACAAUUUCAGGGCUUAAUCAUAUGAACUUGAUGGAAAUGUGGGGGUAUUGUGUAGAAGGAAAGCACAGGCUUUUGGUUUAUGAGUACGUUGAACAUGGUUCUUUAGCAGAUAAUCUUUCAAAGAAUGCACUUAAUUGGGCAAAGAGGUUCGAAAUUGCUGUCAGCACUGCGAAGGGUUUGGCUUAUUUGCAUGAAGAGUGCUUGGAUUGGAUUCUACACUGUGAUAUUAAGCCACAGAACAUACUCUUGGAUUCCAAUUUCCAACCAAAGGUGGCAGAUUUUGGCCUUUCUAAGCUGCUAAAUCGAGGAGGUCUCAAUGGCUCAGGUUUCUCGAGGAUAAGAGGAACAAGAGGCUACAUGGCUCCUGAGUGGGUUUACAAUCUUCCAAUAACCUCCAAAGUUGAUGUUUAUAGCUAUGGAAUUGUGGUUUUGGAGAUGGUGACUGGAAAGAGCUUGACCGGAGCUCAAACUGUUGACAAUGUAGAUCAGGUGGUGGAGCAGUGGAGGCUGGUUCCUUGGGUGAGGGAGAAGGUAAAUAGAGAUGUUUCGAGGAAUACAUGGAUUGAAGAAGUUGCAGACCCUAUGUUGGCUUCUGCCUAUGACCUGGAUAAGAUGGAACGUUUGGUCAAAGUCGCAUUGCAAUGUGUGGAAGAAGAGAUGGAUGCAAGACCCACCAUGCGUCAAGUUGUGGAGAUGCUUUCGGACAAUGAGGAUGGAACUUCCAAUUUCGUCUAGGAGCACUUUGACAAGCUAUUGUGCUUCCCUCGUAGUUAUUUGUGUUUGUUUUGCUAUUUCUACCUUCAAAUCCUAGUGUGCUUCCCACGUAGUGAUUUGUGUUUGUUGUGCUUCCAAUUUCGUUUGGUCAAAGUCGCAUUGCAAUGAGUUGAAGAAGAGAUGGAUGCAAGACCCACCAAGCGCCAAGUUGUGGAGAUGCUUCGGACAAUGAGGAUGGAACUUCCAAUUUCAUCUAGGAGCACUUUGACAAGCUAUUGUGCUUCCCUCGUAGUUAUUUGUGUUUGUUUUGCUAUUUCUACCUUCAAAUCCUCUGCAACAUAACCGCUUUAGUCAUAAUAAAACUAAUCUACCUCUAAAGGAUGUCUUAAUAAUAAAAGUUAGGAUUGCUC